Schistosoma spindalis is the source of this 1892-nucleotide messenger RNA. The record is from the annotation of a GenBank genome assembly. NCBI's taxonomy places the organism in Eukaryota, Metazoa, Platyhelminthes, Trematoda, Strigeidida, Schistosomatidae.
GGUACUCAUUUUGGGCGGACCGUUUAACCCUCUGUUUGUCUUUCAUGUAUUUUGGGAAUUAUUUUGUAAUUACAUCGCUGAAUUAUGUUAUACUUAUUUUUCUUUCCCUCUGGAUAUCCGUGUUUAGCAACUACUUUGACAUUCCGGUCGUAGAAAACUUCAAAUAUUCUGAUAAUCAUUCAGAAUUAUUUGAUGAGUCGACUGGUUUUUCUUAUGAUCCCAUGAGUCCUUUGGUUAAAUGCUCUUAUCUUCCUCGUCAUUCCAUUUGGUGUGAACCUCCAUUAGGUGGGUACCUUGUUAACUGUAAUAUCUGUUAGAUUUAAGAAGUAACAAGUCUCAAUACGAUGAAUUGAAAUAUGGAUGUUUAAAAUGGGGCGGAAAAGCGACAGAUUCGGUUAUGCUCACAUCACUUGUAUGUCAUGCUUUGGACAAUAUUGAGUGCUAUGGGAAUCGUACUUUUUUGUUACCCGAUUAUCCCUGUCUUCAUUACAAAGGACAUUACUUUGUAACAACAUUCAUAUACAGCUUACUACUAGGAUUUUUUGGUGUUGACCGACUCUGUCUGGGUCAUACAGGUACAGGCCUCGGUAAACUCCUAACAUUGGGUGGGGCCGGUAUUUGGUGGAUAGUGGAUAUCGUCCUUCUCAUUCGUGGUGAUUUGGGUCCAGCUGAUGGGAGUUCCUGGAUGCCAUUUUACUAGAGUUAUGUAAAAUUGUUCAUUAAAAACUUAAUUCCUAUUGUCUUGCUUUGUUUUUAAGGUAUUGGCUGGUUUAAAAAUCACAGCAUUAAUUUGAAUGUCAGGAAGUGAUUUUCGUCUGCUUGAUGAUGACACUCAGUUCAUGGACAAGUAUCCUAAUGGGCUUUCUUUAGUUGAUUUGCUGCCAUUUUACGACUCCAUCGCUAAAAAUGAACCGCUUAAAUUAGAAUGGGUUUGUCCAGGAAAGAUUGAUCCUAACGUUCAGAGGGAAACAACCAAAAUUCGUACUGAAACAAAUGAUAAUCCUGCCCCGAAGGUUUCAGAAUCCUUAACUAGUAUUGUAAAGUUAAAGGAGUUCGACUUCGAUGAGUCUCCAAACCAACCUUCUAUUCCUUCAGUUCCACUUGGUGCUGCUGCUCAAAAUGCAAACUUGCCACUUAGACGUCUAGCAGGCACUUCCAGACAUCCACCUCGUCAACCGCGUGUAGCUAGUAUGGAUAAAAUAUUAAAUGACUUUUUCAAAACGCGCAAAGAGCCUUCUUCCCCUGCAGUUGUGACUGAAAUAUCCACUUCAUCUAUUGCUCCAAGUACUGUACAUUGUAUUCCUUCGUCUGAAAUUCCCCAGGUAACUAGUAUUCCCACUGAGACAAACAACAGCAACAAUAAUAACUCCGAACAGGAUAAACAAGAAGCCCUUGCUACUGAACUAGCUAAAACUUCAGUGUCACAAGUUUAUAAUCAUCCAGAUAAUAUACCAGAUUUCACACCACACGACAAUUCUAAUGUACGAAUUACCUCAAUUGAUCAGGAGACAACUGUUUCUGUUGUAAACAUUUGUGAUGAAAAAAUAAUGGAAUGUCAUAAAUUAGAAGGUACAGAUCUUUAUAUUAAUAACAAUAAUUCUUCCGAUUACUCUGCCAUGAAUGUUUCAGACAUCCCAUUCACCUCUAAUACUGUAAAUAAUCUGUCCCAAAGUGAGAAUCAGGCGCCACAUUAAGGUUACUUAAUGGGUGUGGUGUAAAUUCCAGUUAAUAGAAUAUAUUUCCAAACUCUACUAACUAAACAAUCGCAUUUUUGUGAAAUAUUUAUUCAGCGAAAAUACGAAUGCGUAACUGUACAUAGAAUUCUUGUACACAGGAUACAUUUUAUGUGAUUGUUUUUCUGUUAUUUAAAUAAAUAAUCGACAGGUAUUCAC